Molecule: messenger RNA, 3151 nt
Organism: Hippoglossus stenolepis (Pacific halibut)
Lineage: Eukaryota; Metazoa; Chordata; Actinopteri; Pleuronectiformes; Pleuronectidae
Product: rho-associated protein kinase 2
Exons: 24
Coding region: 893-3073 (726 amino acids)
Molecular function (GO): protein binding
Source: RefSeq, a predicted model, not a curated record
GUUUAUAAAUCACAUCAUACACAGGUCACUCAUUGAGCUUUAGAGAGAAAUGACGCAUUAAUGAACACAAAUUGAAAAGCCAGAUGAAUUAUAGUUGUUUUUUUUUUGCUGCAGCACAACGAUGACUUCCUGUUUAUGCUUCCCAAACAGCUGUCAAUCAGAUUAAAGUUGUGUGGCUGCUGGCAUGUCAGCGUGCACGUGACCUCUGGUCACACUGACCUUCUGAGCUCUGGGGUCUUGGUGUUAUUAGCUGUGAGCUGCAGAUUAGCAUGUUAGCUAUGUUUGGUAUGCAGCACUGCACAGGAUGAACUGAUCCCCAGAGACCUGAACCUUCACACAGCGCCCCCUGCAGGACUUAGGUUCCUCAUGGUCUUCAUCAGCAGAUGUCACCUGACACAGGUGUGAAAUCUUCAACCAAAUGUUGAUCCCAGUCGAUGACCUUUGGCCAAAAUCAACCUUUUAUUAGUCGUUAAUCACGUGACACACAAACACCAUCGUGCUGAUUCACUGUCGUCUGAAGGGUUCAUCCUCUGGAGACUGGUCUGUCGAAGCUGGAGUUUCUGUGUGUUGUUCUUUAAAGUCAGUUUGGGAAACAGGCGACUGGUCUUUUCAACCCUGUCCGGGGGUCGGAGGUCCAAGUUUCUACGUCCUCACAGGUUUCCAGAUCAUCAAUCAUCUUCAGCUCAACUUCUCCCUCUGCAACCACAAGAAGUUGUUUUACUUCUGGAGUUUUCAACCACAACAUACAUGAUGUCAAGGCCCUUUACACCGAGACCUGAAACACAAAGAGCAGCUGAGACCACUGAAGCAGAGUCAGUGUGGAGGAUUAGUGUGUGUGUGUGUGUGUGUGUAAGCUGUUGGUGCUUGUUCAGCAGCAGGUUGGUGUUUCAGGAUGAAGUCUGCUGUUUUGUUUCUUCUCCUCUGUUUGUCUCCUUUCGUCCCUCGGGGGCUGUCGGAGGUUUCUGUCCCGCAGGAGGACGACCUCAGGCCGGGGGUCGACGGGCCCCCGGAGCUCCCAGACCUCUGGGACGAGCUGUGGGGGCUGAGGGAGCUGGUCCUGAGCCUGAAGGCGGAGGAGGUGGAGCGGCGCCAGGCCCUGCGCAGCAUGGAGAGCCGGCUGCGGGACAGAGAGGUGGAGGCUGAGCAGCAGAGACGAAGCCUGGACGGACUUCAGGAGACGGUAGACCAUCAGCGGGAGGAGCUGAUCUCAGAUCUGAGGAGGAGGGUGGAGGAGACGGAAGAGCAGAGCAAAGCUCUUGCUGCCCAAGUGUGGACGCUUCUGUCAGGCCUGAACGCCAGCGAGAGCUCGGUGGAGCACCUGAAGAAGAAGAGCGCAGCCAUGGCGUCAGAGCUGCCGUUCCUGCAGACGAGGCUGAGGGCAAAUGAACGCACCGUGGAGCAGCUGAGGAGGAAGAAUGCAGUCCUGGCAGCCAGACUGUGCAGCACAGAGAGUGUGAUGGAGGAGCUGAGGAGGCAGAUCUCAGGUUUUCCAGCCUCCAACAGUUCAGAGACUCGACUCGUUCGCCUCCCGGAGCUGAACUCCACCUCUGAAGCUCUACACAGUCGACCAAACUCGUCUGCCGAGGGAAACCAGCUCAGUGUCACCCUGACGACCAGAAGCUCAUCAGCUCUGGAAGAAAAUCUGUCAUCUGUGACGAGUCGACUGCUGCAGCUGGAGAAAAACGACAAAGCUCGUUCAGUUGAAGUUUCUGCUGUGAAGUCCAGGCUGACGGAGACUCAGGCUGCAGGACAGGCUGACUGGGUGGAGCAGCUGCAGCUCAGACUGAACUCUGCUGAGAACCACAUCCAGCAGCUGCAGACAGACGGGGCAGAACAAACCUCCAAACUGAUGAACCUGCAGAGAAACGUGGACUCGCAGGAGGAUCUCCUGGACAAACUGAACACUGACAUGAUGAACAGACUGAGCCUCAGUGAGAAACAGCUGCAGGAUCUGAAGACAGAGAAAACCUUUCAGAGCGUUCAGCUUUCGUCGUUAGAGUCCAGACUGACGGGUCACAGCUACAACGCUACAGACGUGAUGAACAGACUGAGAGUCAGUGAGAAACAGCUGCAGGAGCUGAAGACAGAAAACACAGAGCUGGAGGUCCGACUGAGUGAUGGUGAGAAACAGCUGCAGGAGCUGAAGACAGAAAACACAGGUCUGGAGGUCCGACUGAGAGUCGGUGAGAAACAGCUGCAGGAGCUGAAGACAGAAAACACAGCCGAGUCGGUCCAGGUCUCACUGAUGGAGUCCAGACUGACCGACGUCAACAGCACCAGCACAGACGUGUUGAACCGACAGAGCGUCGGUGAGAAACAGCUGGAGGAUCUGAGGUCACAACAAACAGGUCUGGAGGUCCGACUGCGGGGGGGUGAGAAACAGCUGCAGGACCUGAGGACACAAAACACAGUUCAGAGCGUUCAGCUUUCGUCGUUAGAGUCCAGACUGACGGGUCACAGCUACAACGCUACAGACGUGAUGAACAGACUGAGAGUCAGUGAGAAACAGCUGCAGGAGCUGAAGACAGAAAACACAGAGCUGGAGGUCCGACUGAGUGAUGGUGAGAAACAGCUGCAGGAGCUGAAGACAGAAAACACAGGUCUGGAGGUCCGACUGAGAGUCGGUGAGAAACAGCUGCAGGAGCUGAAGACAGAAAACACAGGUGAGCUGAAGGUGGCGUUCUCCGCUGGUCUGACUGACUCAGGACCAGUUGGACCAUUCGAUGAAGAGAUGACGCUGAUCUUCUCCAAAACCAUCAGCAACAUCGGUCGAGGCUAUAACCAGAGCACAGGUGUGUUCACGGCUCCUGUCAGAGGCGUUUACUUCUUCAGCUUCACGACUGCAGAUUACCUGAAGGGCUACAUGGGUCUCUACCUGUACAGGAACAACCAGCCAAUCCUCUUCCACCUGGACCUGAACGACCACGGCGGCUACACCUCCACCUCCAGCGGCGUGGCGCUGCAGCUGGAGGAGGGCGACCGAGUCCGCCUCAGUCUGCCGGCGAGCUACCGACUGUACGACGACUCUCGGAACUUCAGCGUCUUCUCUGGCUUCCUGUUGUUCUCACUCUGACGGGAUCAGGUGAGACGUCCUCUGAGCAGAGACAAUCCUGUCCCUUAUCACCCUGGAACGCAGUUUGUAGGGUGGGCU